This is a messenger RNA of Patiria miniata (bat star), 2467 nucleotides long. RefSeq lists its product as uncharacterized. Bases 399 to 941 code for a protein of 180 amino acids. The record is from RefSeq and is a predicted model, not a curated record. The transcript has 6 exons. Lineage: Eukaryota; Metazoa; Echinodermata; Asteroidea; Valvatida; Asterinidae.
AUAUGUUAUUGAUAAAACUGCUGCAUUUGCAUAAGGAAUGCGUCUUUGUAUAUUGUGAACUGUGGCGCUAUUAUAAGCCGUCCAUUGACAGACCUGACGUUAACGUCAACACGUUGGGAACUUUGAACGCGACACGGCAACAAUAAACUGUAAGUGCUACUAGGUUGAAAGGACUGGCUGGCGGAAGCAUUUCAGAGGUCACUCUUAUUGACUUUUUGUCGUCAUAAAAGAAAAAAAUACUUAACAGCAGAGGGAAUAAUAUUUUGCUUUGUUGCGAGCAACUAAAUUCGUUCACCCAAGGCCAGGGUGUAUACCGAGAGCGUGAGAACGACAAGUUUUGAGCGGAUACUGGAGGCUGGUUCGUGGGGAGAGAAGCAUCGCGGACACCCACUGCCGUGAUGGUUGAUACCGAUCAAGCUCAUGGGCCCGGGAUGAUGGGAAUGAAAGGGGAGUCCCAGCAUGUUCCGCUGCAGGGCUUGCCCCCAGACGCACAGGGCCUGGAGCUCUUCGACAGUAGAGAGGACGCCCUCAAGAUCUUCCGCAAGUUCAAAGAGAUUUCCAACCGGCAGGAUUCGGCGGACAAAUUCAAGAAAAAUUUCGAACCCAGCAAGCCGGGAGCCUUGGUGUCGUUCGAGGCUACAUUGCGAUCCGUCGACAGAACCACCAUCGAGGAAAUGGGUCUGGCUUCAUCCAUCACCGAGUGGGACAAAUUCCCCGGCGUACUGAAGACGAUGUUUUACAAGUGGAGGUUUGAUCCCACGGUGAUGGCGGAAGUCAUGCAGUUUGUGGUCUUCAUCAAGCGCAUGGACUUUACUCUUAAAGUCGGAGAUCCGAUAGGAGAUGUGGGCUUGGUUUCCAUGGCAAAGGAGGACGUAUCCUUCUCCAGUCUGCACGUGCAUAAAGAGCGCCCUCUUGUGGUCAUCGCCUCCUCGCUUUCCUGACCCCCGUUUGCGGCCUGUGUCUUGGGAGGUACUCUGCACGAGUUAUUCAGAGACUUCAAGGACCGGGUCGACUUCCUCUGCGUGUACCUGGCUGAGGCACACCCGAAGGGGAGGUGGGGGUUUGGGUUGGAUUACCAGAAGAUGGACCAGCACAAGACCAUACAAGAAAGAGUGGAGGUUGCACGCUCACUGAUGGAGCUAGACGCCCAAAACCACCACACUUUCACCGACGAUCUCUCCAGUCAGACCAAACUCAGACUGGUGCUCGACAACAUGGACAACGGCUUCGCGCUGGCUUACGACGCGCACCCAGACCGUAUCCUAGUCGUAGAGGGCGGCAGAGUUACGUUCAUUGGCGGCAACAUUGAGGUCCAGAUGAAUCAGCCCCACACACUGAUGACGGACGAAGUGAGGGAAUGGUUGCAAGAAAGACUUGGUUAAGUUUAGGGGCAUCAACGUUCUCAGGAAAAAAACGACAACAAGGUGACAGAAGAUGAUUUGGUAUUUAAGGUUCUAAUCUUACGUUAUCGGUAAUGGGUAUUCGGCUAUACGGGUGUUGAACUUGGGCAGGGUAAGGUUGGCACCGUGUGGGUGAAAGCUACUCACGCUAUAAAGCUGCACCAACACUGAAUGUUGGACGCAAAGCGAAUUCACAGGAGAUGAUUGUUCAUUUCUUUUGGGUGGGUUCAAUUUUUUUUUCUGUGCAAAUGUUUUUGAUUCAGUAAUAGUAAUGCGAUCAAGCUAAAUGAGUCGUUUGUCGGCGCGGCGCCUUAUCGAUUUUUAUAAUUUUGAACAGAGCUAUAUAUCUUUCAGCUUAUAUUUUGCUGAAAACCCCACGUGAAUACGAUCUUAAAUGAAGUUAUGAGACUCGGAAAUCCAACAGACUAAUCAACUAUUCAAAUUGAAGUUUUUAUCAAGCAACAAUAAACAUGCUUUAUUUCAGGUUAUUGGAUAUUAACUCCUUGGCCAAAAUGUCACAUUAUAACUACUUUAUCGUGAGUUUUUCUCGGAAACAAAAUAGUUGACAUGAAAGAGGACAUUAUUAUGUAGCCUUCUGAUUUAAGUGAAAAAAGUCCAUUUUGAAAUGUCCACCCCUACUAACCUAUUUUGGGUUGUAUCUUAAUAUCAUAAUUGCCGACAAACUAUUCGUUUAGCUUGAUCGCCAAUUCAACUGGGGACUUUUCCCAAUUUUACGGUCGAGUCAAGGACUAAUUUGAAACCGGCAGACACCAGCAUAUAUUAACUAUUAAAAGUUAUUGGUUUUUCCGUUACCAAUGAAUUUCAUCAUAUGAUGAUUCUUACUGCGUUAAAGUCAACAGGUACGGUGAAGUGAAUAAGUUGUCAGGAAGUUGUAAAUCUUUGGAACCGACCUAUGAUAACCUUUAGGUAAACGCUUACCUUGUGUGGGGCGCCCUCUUGGUUUGAUGUCUGCUAGGUUCCAAGCUUUGACAGCCUCCUAUACCUUAUUUGUCUCUGCCCGUUCCUGUAAUUCCUAAAGUUUGGGUAGUUAAAAAAAUGAUAUUAAA